GAAACCUCUCACUCCGUCUCUCUCAAUUUCCCGAUCAGCCAUGGCUUCCGACUCUUCUCCCGGCAACCCCAACGACGGUCCUUCUUCUCCCGGAGAAAAUGCUUCAAGCCCUAUCGGAAACACUUACUCUUCCCCCGCCGCUCUCCGCCGUCUCCACCGAGGAAGGUCCUCUACACCCACGCAGUUCGCUACUCCUCCACCACGUGUCCCCUCAUCCAAUUCCACUCCUCCGACAUCUCGUCCUUCCGCCGCCAGAUCUAAAGGAAGAAAAGUUCGCGGCAGCGGAGGUGGCGGUGGCGGCGGUGGAGACCCAGGGACACCAUCGUAUGCUGACGAACCUAUGCCUUCUUCAGAUGACGGUGAAGACGACGGCGCCGACGAUGCUACUCCGACUUUCGUUUGGGGUACUAACAUCAGUGUGCAGGAUGUUAAAUCUGCGAUUGAAUUGUUCGUUAAGCAUUUUAGAGAAGCUAGAGAGAACAGUGAUGAUUUGUUUAGAGAAGGGAAGUAUAUGGCUUCCAUACGCAAAGUGAUUGAAAUUGAAGGAGAGUGGAUUGAUGUUGAUGCCUUUGAUGUGUUUGAUUAUGAUCCUGAUUUGUACAACAAGAUGGUUAGGUAUCCUUUGGAAGUUCUCGCCAUUUUCGAUAUUGUGCUGAUGGAUAUUGUUUCCACGAUUAAUCCUUUGUUCGAGAAACAUGUUCAAGUGAGGAUUUUUAACCUCAGGUCAUCUACUUCCAUGAGAAAUCUCAAUCCAUCUGAUAUCGAGAAGAUGAUCUCUUUGAAAGGUAUGAUUAUUCGGAGUAGCUCUAUCAUUCCUGAAAUCAGGGAAGCUGUGUUUAGGUGCCUUGUUUGUGGAUACUUCUCUGACCCCAUCAUCGUUGAUAGAGGCAAAAUAAGCGAGCCUCCAACUUGCUUGAAACAAGAGUGCAUGGCCAAGAACUCCAUGACACUAGUGCACAACAGAUGCAGGUUUGCCGAUAAGCAGAUUGUGAGGCUUCAGGAAACGCCUGAUGAGAUUCCAGAAGGAGGAACACCUCACACAGUUAGCCUGUUACUGCAUGAUAAGCUAGUUGAUAAUGGAAAGCCUGGUGAUAGAAUUGAGGUCACUGGAAUUUACAGAGCAAUGACUGUCCGAGUGGGGCCUGCUCACAGGACUGUGAAAUCUGUGUUUAAGGUUUUGGAGAGUGGAGCUCUUGUUCUUAGUGACCGAGGUAUCUGUUGUAUUGAUGAAUUUGACAAAAUGUCUGACAGUGCGAGGAGCAUGCUUCAUGAGGUGAUGGAACAGCAGACUGUUUCANCAAACAUCUGGGAGUUGGAUGAUGUUAAAAAGGGUCUUCUGUGCCAGCUUUUUGGAGGGAAUGCUUUGAACUUGGCAUCUGGUGCUAAUUUUCGUGGUGACAUUAACAUCUUGCUUGUUGGUGACCCUGGUACAAGCAAGUCCCAGCUGCUCCAGUACAUUCAUAAGCUUUCACCCCGUGGAAUUUAUACAAGUGGGCGAGGUAGCUCAGCUGUUGGUUUGACAGCUUAUGUAGCUAAAGAUCCUGAGACAGGAGAAACUGUUUUGGAGAGUGGAGCUCUUGUUCUUAGUGACCGAGGUAUCUGUUGCAUUGAUGAAUUUGACAAAAUGUCUGACAGUGCGAGGAGCAUGCUUCAUGAGGUGAUGGAACAGCAGACUGUUUCAAUAGCAAAGGCUGGUAUUAUUGCAUCUCUAAAUGCCAGAACCUCUGUGUUGGCUUGUGCAAAUCCUAGUGGCUCACGCUAUAAUCCCCGGCUUUCUGUUAUUGAGAAUAUUCACCUUCCUCCAACCUUGCUUUCUAGAUUCGAUUUGAUCUACUUGAUUCUUGACAAGCCCGAUGAGCAGACUGACCGAAGGCUUGCGAAGCAUAUUGUGGCCCUACAUUUUGAGAAUGCCGAGAGUGCUCAGGAGGAAGCUAUAGAUAUUACUACUCUGACAACGUACGUUAGCUAUGCCCGCAAGAACAUUCAUCCUAAACUAUCAGAUGAAGCUGCAGAGGAGUUGACCCGAGGAUAUGUUGAGCUGAGAAAAGCAGGGAAGUUUGCCGGUAGUAGCAAAAAGGUCAUAACAGCAACUCCUAGGCAGAUUGAAAGUUUGAUCAGACUUAGUGAGGCCUUGGCUCGGAUGCGCUUCUCCGAAUGGGUCGAGAAACAUGACGUGGACGAGGCAUUUCGACUUCUCAGAGUUGCAAUGCAGCAAUCAGCAACCGAUCACGCCACAGGGACCAUUGACAUGGACUUGAUAAAUACUGGAGUGUCAGCAAGUGAGAGAAUGAGACGUGAUAUCUUUGUGUCGUCAAUUCGAGACAUAGCUCUUGAGAAGAUGCAAAUAGGAGGAUCAUCAAUGCGCUUAUCCGAGUUACUGGAAGAACUGAAGAAGCAUAGAGGCAACAUAAGCACCGAAAUCCAUCUUCAUGAUGUAAGGAAGGCAGUCGCAACGCUAGCCAGUGAAGGAUUUCUGGUAGCUGAAGGUGAUAGGAUCAAGAGAGUAUAAUCACAGAUUCAUGAAGAAAACUUUGGAAAUUUAAGUAGGCAUUAUUAAUAGGAUACCCAUCUCUGCCCAUCUUUUAACUAUUUGUGAAUUUGUAAUGAGAUUUAACUUUUAAAAGAUAAUCUAUCUAAUACAUUUUGAAUGUUUCUUUAUAUA
Messenger RNA from Camelina sativa (false flax), 2662 nucleotides. Lineage: Eukaryota; Viridiplantae; Streptophyta; Magnoliopsida; Brassicales; Brassicaceae. The record is from RefSeq and is a predicted model, not a curated record.